Molecule: messenger RNA, 1968 nt
Organism: Spea bombifrons (plains spadefoot toad)
Lineage: Eukaryota; Metazoa; Chordata; Amphibia; Anura; Pelobatidae
Product: transmembrane protease serine 9-like
Exons: 10
Coding region: 45-1835 (596 amino acids)
Biological process (GO): proteolysis
Molecular function (GO): serine-type endopeptidase activity
Source: RefSeq, a predicted model, not a curated record
UGCCGCCGUCAGCUCUGUGGGUUCGGUGAGCAGACGAGGCCCCCAUGGAGCUGCUGGCCGGAGUGAGUCUUCUCCUCAGCCUGGGGAAUUUGGCGUCAGGCGCGGCUGAACCAGGCUGUGGGUCGCCGGCAUUCAGCAGCCGCAUUGUCGGGGGCAGUGACGCGGCGGCGGGGUCGUGGCCGUGGCAGGUCAGCCUGUUUAGGGGAAAGGCCCUGAUCUGCGGAGGAUCUGUGAUAUCGGAGCGCUGGCUCCUGACCGCGGCGCACUGCGUCUCUGGGUCGAAUGACGCUUCGCUCUACAGCGUGAGGUUAGGAGCCCUCAACCUUUCCACCGUGAACAGCUAUGAGAUUGCGUCUUCAGUGAAGCAGAUCGUCCUCCACCCCAAUUACAGCAAUACCACCUCCGCCGGCGACCUGGCUCUGCUACAACUCAACACGUCGGUAACGUUCUCCCAGUUCAUCCGCCCCGUCUGCCUCCCGGACAAUUCCACGGCGUUCCCCGAAGGGAUGAACUGCACGGUGACCGGCUGGGGCAACGUCAACCACUCAAGAGGAAUGUCUUUUUCCCUUUCUUCAGAGAGCCUCCCCCCUCCGUCCACGCUCCAGCAGGUAGUCGUCCCGCUCGUGGAGCAGAAGAGCUGCGAUCAGAUGUAUCACCAAAACUCCACCGUGGCUCCAACGCUGGCGAUAAUCCGGCCGGACAUGAUCUGCGCCGGACUCGCAGCCGGAGGGAAGGACUCCUGCCAGGGGGACUCUGGUGGUCCGCUGGUUUGCAGGCUGAACAGUACCUGGUUCCAGGUGGGCAUCGUCAGCUGGGGGACCGGCUGUGCUCUUCCCAACCGGCCUGGAGUCUACACCCGGGUGUCUUAUUACAGAGACUGGAUUGUGGGGAUCAUCACCCCAAAUCUCACAGCGCUGUCAGCGUCACCGUCCACCGUGGCAACGACAACAGAGGAGUGCGGGAAAGUCCGGCUGUCCGGCCGCAUUAUGGGGGGCCAGGACGCCCAGGAAGGGGCGUGGCCGUGGCAGGUCAGCCUGAGAAGGAACGGUGUCCACAUCUGCGGAGGCUCCCUCAUCAGCCGGAACUGGGUUAUCUCUGCCGCUCACUGCGUGGAAGGUUUCGACGCCGCUUUAUUCUCUGUGUUUCUCGGGUCGUACGCCCUGACCCUGCCGAGUUUCCACGAGGUGUCAGUGAGGGUGGGGAGGAUAAUCGUGCACCCGGCGUACCACCUCCAAUCGGGGAGCGGCGACAUCGCUCUCCUGGAGCUGGGGAGACAAGUGAGCUACACGAGUUACGCGCUUCCGGUCUGUCUGCCCGCCGGGGACGUUCUCUUCCCGACCGGCCUGAAGUGCUGGGUCACCGGCUGGGGAAACAUCAAGUACGGGACCAGCCUGCCGAGCCCCGCUAUACUGCAGGAAGUCCAGGUCCCUUUGAUUGACGCGAAAACGUGCGACGAUCUCUAUCACCUCCAGUCUGGCGCUGAUCAGAGCAGGGCGAUUGCCACCGAUAACAUAUGUGCCGGCUACGCAGCCGGCGGCAAGGACUCCUGCCAGGGGGACUCCGGGGGGCCGCUGGUCUGCGCGGAGAACGGCCGCUGGUUCUUGGCCGGGAUAGUGAGUUUUGGGGAAGGUUGUGGGGAGGUGAACCGGCCGGGAGUCUACACGCUACUGACCGCCUACAGCGACUGGAUUGUGGAGAACGUUCCGGAGGCCGCGGUGAACAUGCGGGGGGUGAAUUUCACGAGCCCCGCUAAUUACUCCUCGGUGACGCACUCGGGGUCUUACGCCGGCGUGCCCUCCAUCUUUGUGGUGGCGCUGAUGCUAAUUAUUCAGUGAAGUCCCCAUUAAACGUGGACACGGAAUGCACCGUGAUAUGAAAUGAAUGAAUCGGGGGGGGGGGGUCCGGAAAUUCUGUUAAUUGUGCAUUAAAAUAGGAGCAAAAUGGCUACAUUUGGGAAAUCCAUCGUAA